Messenger RNA from Cooperia oncophora, 537 nucleotides. The record is from the annotation of a GenBank genome assembly. Lineage: Eukaryota; Metazoa; Nematoda; Chromadorea; Rhabditida; Trichostrongylidae.
AUGUAUGAAGCUUUUGCUGUCGUACAGAAAGCUCUCGAAAAAGAACCUAAAGACGGAUGCUUUGGCGCUCAUAAAUGGUAUGCGAUCCUUCUCGACUAUAUUGGAGAAAUUGAGGGAAAUAAAUCACGCCUUCUGAAGUCCUACGAGGUGAAGGAACAUCUCGAACGUGCACUUCAAAUAUGCUCCAGCGAUGCAACAACAUGGCACAUCCUUGGGGUCUGCAGUUUCUCAUUUGCCGAUAUGUUAUUGCUACUCGAUGCUGUGUGCUUAAGCGCGUCUCGCACACCACCUCUCAUCGGACUUAGAACAGGCGAUUACAACUUCCUUAAGGCGGAGGAGAUUUCACCGGGUUUCUACAGCACCAACAUGUAUUAUAUUGGAGAGACGUACGAGCGAAUGGGUAACAGAGACGAAGCCAUGAAAUAUUACAAGGACGCCUUUAAAAUGCCAGUCGUAACUGCUGAUGACCAAUUGAUACAUCAGAAGGCUCACGAGAAAUUGCGGAAGGCCGGAAUCAAAGACAGCCAGCUGAUAUAA